GAUGAGCAGCAUAUCAGCUGAGUUUUUUUUUUUUUAAUUCAUGUAUCUGGCCUGACUAUUAAUAGCCCACAGGUCCUGCCUCCUAACACUAAGACUGUGCCAUGAGCAUAGAGAUGGCUGAGAACAGAUGACUGUCAUGGAGGAGACCUUCUGACCUGAGCCCCACAGCACAUGCUGCAGGGUCCUGGGAAAGGGUGGACUCUGGCCCUGCAGACCGUCUUGACCAGCACUUCCCAGAGCCGACAAGCACUACAUGACUGUCUCAACCUUGAAAUACCAGCAACAGCUGUGGGGCAUGGAACACUUCUCCCAGAUGGCGGGAAGACGAGCUUGGUGGUCUGAGGACGCUGCACUUCGCCAGGAAGAAGAGGACAUGAGCAGGCCUUCUAAAACAAUGACAUUCAAGGAUGUGGCUGUGGACCUCACCCAGGAGGAAUGGCAGCAAAUGAAGCCUGCGCAGAGGGAUUUGUACCGAGAUGUGAUGCUGGAGACCUACAGCAACCUAGUAACUGUGGGUUGUCAAGUCACCAAACCAGAUGUGAUCGUCAAGUUGGAACAAGAAGAGGAGCCGUGGGUGCUGGAGGAAGAGAGGUUUUGGAGACGCUCUCCAGAAGCCAGAAGAGGAGAAAUGAAGAGUUUUGCCUCUAAGGACAUGGCCAAGGACCCGCGGUUUGAGGAUGUGGUCAUUUACUUCUCUCUGGAGGAGUGGGAGUGCUUGCACCAUUCCCACAGGAAUUUGUACCGUGCUGUGAUGCUGGAUACCUACAGCAGCCUGCUUUCACUGAGUCUUGCUGACACUAAGCCACGUGUGGUCUCCCUUUUAGAGCAGGGGAAAGAGCCCUGGAUGGUUAUGAGGAAUGAGACAAAAAUUUGGCAUCCUGAUUGGGAGUCUAGGACAGAAGCCAAGAACUUCCUUUCAAAGGACAGUUCCAAAAUUAAAAUGUUGCAACAAAAGAUGGCAAAAAACCAUACCUGCUCGAGCCUUGAGGACAGCAGGGCCGGAGGUAACAGAGAAGUCACGUGCGAGGUGGAGAGUCGACAUGUCCGUCAGGAGGGACACUUGAGUCAGGCUGCAGAAACCUCUGCUGGGAGGCCUGGUUCCGCCAAGCGCACAGCUCACAGGGAGGCUCACCCGGGAGGAAAACCCUGCAGGUGUGAGAAAUGCCACAAAACGUCCGUGUGCCAGCCGCCUCCCAGUGACCGUGAGCAGACUCACAGUAAGGCAAAGGCCAGUGCGCAUGCACAGCGUGGGAAGGUCCUUAACGGCACGCCAGACACGGCUGUGCGUCAGAGAGCUCAGGAAAGCAGAAAAGGCAGUGAGGGUCAGAACAGUGCCCUUGCGUGUGGUUCUGACCCCUGCAAACCUCAGAGCGCUCAGGGGAGUGAGAGGCCGCACAAGUGUAAGGAGUGUGGGAAGGCCUUCCACAUGCCCUCCCAGCUCAGUCACCACCAAAAGCUGCACCUGGGGGAGAAGCCCUACAAGUGUCAGGAGUGCGGGAAGGCCUUCCCAUCGAACGCCCAGCUCAGUCUUCACCAGAGAGUUCACACUGACGAGAAGUGCUUCGAGUGCAAGGAGUGCGGGAAGGCCUUCAUGCGCCCCUCCCACCUGCUCCGCCACCAGCGCAUCCACACCGGGGAGAAGCCUCACAAGUGUAAGGAGUGUGGCAAGGCCUUCCGCUACGACACACAGCUCAGCCUUCACCUGCUCACUCACGCCGGGGCCAGGCGCUUUGAGUGUCAGGACUGUGACAAGGUGUACAGCUGUGCCUCCCAGCUCACUCUGCAUCAGAUGACACACACUGGGGAGAAGCCCCACAAGUGUAAGGAGUGUGGCAAGGGCUUCAUCUCUGACUCACACCUCCUUCGCCAUCAGAGUGUUCACACUGGUGAGAAGCCCUAUAAGUGUAAGGAGUGUGGCAAAGGCUUCCGUCGUGGGUCAGAACUUGCCCGGCAUCAGAGGGCCCAUUCAGGUGAUAAACCCUACAAGUGUAAGGAGUGCGGAAAGUCCUUCACUUGCACCACAGAGCUCCUUAGACAUCAGAAAGUUCACACUGGAGACAGACCCCACAAAUGUAAGGAGUGUGGGAAGGCCUUCAUUCGAAGAUCAGAGCUGACCCAUCAUGAGAGAAGUCACAGUGGCGAGAAGCCCUAUGAGUGUAAGGAGUGUGGGAAGACCUUCGGCCGCGGCUCCGAGCUCAGCCGACACCUGAAAAUCCACACCGGGGAGAAGCCCUAUAAGUGUCAGCAAUGUGGGAAGGCCUUUAUUCGCGGCUCUCACCUUACCCAGCAUCAGAGGAUUCACACCGGACAGAGGAGUGAAUGAGUUGCCAUCAGGAAAUCCAUCCAGUUUAAAAACCCUGUGGUGGCUGACAACUGUGGAAGACCAAGUUACAGGGUUUCUCAUCAGUGCUAGAAUUUCAAAGACCAAUUAGGGCCUGAAGUGAUUGGACACUUGCCAACAGAAAGAAACCAUAUUAACUACAGAAAUCAGAAUUUACCAUAGGCUUUAGUAGACGAACAACUGGAAAGUUCCAUGGGUGUAAAGGAGGGAGGAGGAGUGCCUCUCAGUGGCCAGAGCCAAACAGGCCUCAGGGCAUUCCUAGCUGGAUAAGCCGAGCAGGGCAGUGAGCAUCUCAGAGAUUAGCGGUACCCGGGCCAGCCGUCCGAGGAGAGAACUCAAUCAUUACACAGCGUGACUCUCUAUCAUGCCUCAGGCCACACUUGUGCUAAAAUGCAGCCCACUCGUCUCUCAUCCCACACGACGCUCAUGGAACGCUCACUACUUUAUAAAGUUAUUUGAAAUGCGGAGUGUGGAAAGGACCCGGCCAUGCGGACUUUUUACAUGUCCUCACGAGCCGGGCAGAUUAUUUACUGACUGUGUAACUUCUCCAAGGUAGCAGUGUUAGCCCCAUGUUUCAGGCAUGCUGUUACACGCCUGUAAUAAUGCAGCGGGCAUGCUGCAUGCUAUUACACGCCUUUAAUAUAAGCGCCUGGAAGCCAAAGGUAGGAAGAUCACAAGUUGAGGCUAGCCUGGAGACUCUUAAGUAAAACAACAAACAAGCAAAAAAUUACGCCAAAGAUAGCUGCUUUCUUUAUUAUUUUCAUAACUGUGAACUUAAGACUGUUACAAGAAGAAAGCCUUACAUGUCCAGUCACUGGAGGACAUCUUGCCUCAUCUCUUUGACUGUUAGAGAAUUCUUAUGAAGAAAGACUUAGAGCUUUUGUUCAUACCCUUCUGCUGCUAAGAGGCCUCAUAAUUGGAAUGUGGUGAGGUCAGUAUGAGGAGGGGCUGGGAUUUGGAUAAUUUACUAAAGCCUCCCUGAGCGAGGUGUGGUGCUACAGACAUCCUGUAAUCCCAGCACGUGGGAGGUAGGAACAAGACAGGCAUUCAAGUCCAUCUGGUCUACCUAGUGAGUUGGGGGGUAGCCUGGACAAUGUGUUGCAGUCUCAGAACUUUCAUAAAGAAAAGCCAUGCCGUGAUCUGUACACUAGAGAACUGGAAAAUAGUAAAGCUUUAACCAAGAUCCAAGCCUCCAUAGGAAAUGUUAAAGUGCCUAUAUAAAUACGUUCAUAUCUAAAGGUCCAUUAGGAAUAAAUUACACUAUAUGUUGAAUCUGGUACACUGUGGCUGAAACUAUACUCUGAGGAAAAUGAACUUCCUUUCGUAUGUGUAAAAAAUGGGGACUGGAAGGUCUAGGAUUCUGUAUUUAUUAUACCUGUCACAGUACCUAGUCCUGGUGAUUCCCAGUAAGUAUUCUAAGUAACAGAAGAGCAAAUAACUACUCAACUCCAGCAGACAAAGAAAGUAACAAAAUUAAACCUUGCAAAAGUAAACCUUGGAAUAGAUCACACACGCACGCAUGCAUGCACACACGCACACACACACAAUGUUGUACAGGAGAUGAAGUUCUUAGGAAGUAAGGCAAGCUUAAAUGAGCAGAGAGCAUAAGUCCUACCCGUCAGCAGAUGUUAGCCACUCUCCUGCAGUGUCACCACAGUGUGACAGGUUCGUGUGGCUGUGGCCUUGGUGUCACAUGUGACUGACUGGGCAGGAGACCACCAUGGGCUUAGUAACAAGAUCCAGGGACAUGGUCUUCCCAGCUGCAGGGAGUACAUCUGUGCCAUCAGGCGGUGCUGGCUCUCUGAGGCUGAGACUGCUGUAGAACAGCAUCGUCAUUGACACUGUGGUGUCAUGGAACCAUGAACUCUCCUUUUCCUGGACCUACAGAAUAAGAAAUCCAGACACCGAAAAUUACUACUCAGCUCUUUACAGUCUAUAUAACGCUUGGAAAGUUAGCUUUUAAAAAUAUUUUUACACCAAUAUAUUCAGUUUCAGUAACGUGGGAUGUUUAUAUUCAGCCAUUUAUGGUAUAUCUGACAUAAGAAGCAUUAUUUUCCAAAGUAUUUUCUUAGCCAUAUUAUUGAAAUAUAUAUUCAACUUCAAUUUUGUAAGAUGUAGUAUAUUUACUUAGAGCAUUUGAUAGUGUGUUUUUAUAUCCUGCUUUAUAUAGUAUAUUUAAAUGCUGGAAAAAUAUUGUUUUCCUGAAUGAAGUUAGAGCUGAGGGGAAGCUGCUUCCGGAGCUACACUCCCCCUCUAACAGCGAGCGAGUCACCUGACAGCUGACACCUUCUACCUCUUGGGGACAUGAGGCACUCACUGCUGGGAAGGCAGCACACACUCACCAAGGUGGAAAAGGCAGCAGCAUCGAAAAUCCAGUCGGCUAUUUACCAAUCCACUGUCCUUAGAGGGUUCUGUGAUUGUAGCAGCGUGCAGUGUCUGGCAGCCCAGGAGUGAGCAGCGUGGUGCUUUGUGCAAAGGACUUAUGUUGAAGUGCCAGUGAGUGAGUGAGUCCGGGCUAUACAGUCACUUGAGACUAGCAGAGCCUGCUGGGAAGUAAGUCCCCGUCCUUGUCCUUCCCCCUGGUCUGUAGGCGUCCAUGUUGAGAGCAGUCUGCUAUCUCGAGCUCAUCUGCCUACCCUGCAGAGCGUCACGUCAUGUGCUAGGGAAAGCUGAAAUUACUAGGCAGGCGCCUGCAGAACAGUUAUGACGGAGUGCAGGCAGCAUGUGGGCAUGGGCGCACACGUGUGCAGGCCAGCGGCCGAGCUAAGGGGUCCUUCCUCAGGAGCCAUCUACUCUGGUUUUCUGAUGCAGGGUCUCACGAGGAGCUGGGACUUACCCGUUAGGCUCAGCCGACUGGCCAGUGAAACCCAGGAUGUACUCAGCUCUGUUUUCCUCGCAUUGGAAUUGAACACAGGUGCGCACGUCACCUGGCUUUUUCAUGAGGGUUUUGGGGAGAUUUGGGGGUCAGGUCCUCACGCUUGCCCGGCAAGCGCUUUACUGACUGAGCCCACACCCCAGCCGGUCAAAUACUUUUUGAAAGGGAGAAAUGAUAACUGAGUUUUAAUCUGCACUGGUAUAUUAACUUUAAAACCUAUCUAUCUAAAAAUAUUAACUAUUCUUCUAAGAGGAGAACUUGCACAUUUUAUAGGAAUUAAAUAAAUUAAUAAAAGUUUUUUAAAGGGUGCUUUUAGUACAGAUUUUAGAGUUGGAAGGAUGCUUUUUAAUUUUCUGCUCCUGUAUACAUAUUUUUUUAGACUUGAAUGUCCUACCCCAAGUGUAUGCAUCAUGAUGCACCUGAAACCAAACAUAUUCUACAGUGAUUUAUUUAGAAAAUGACACAUGUACACUGUUUCUUAAGUGCCAACAGUGGAUGCUGCACUGCCAUCUCUCUGGUUGAGAUCCACACGCAAGCUUAAGAUUUGUCUUGGUCACAGGUUCUGGGUGGGGAAGAAUGGGUUGAGUGGGAUUGUGCACACACAGGGAUGCAGCAGGCUCCUUUCCUCAUACGGUGAUGUCCUGAGGAGGGCGUUCUAGUCACUACUCACAGCUCGGCUAUCUCCCAUAACACAGACAAGCCAUGUGCUGCAGCCUGUUCUUUCCUAGCAAGUGUUACCUUCACCGUAGGCAAUGUGAGUUCAGGACACAAGCAUUACCUCAUGUUGCUGCCUCCGUUUCUAUAGAGCAGCUAAAUUCCUGCCUUAGCAUAGUAGACUUCAAAUGUACUUGGUGCCUUAUUGUUUCCGCGUGGAGCUCACCGUCAUAUCCACUGGAACCAGUGUGUUUCUCAACUGUGUUAACCAGGACUGAAAACGUGCCUUCCAUUUGCACUUCCUUGACUGCUAGGGAGGUGGGGCUUCUCCCUGGCCUGUGGGUCAUUAGAGCUUUGUUUCUGUGAAUUGCACAUUGCUAUGGGUCUCACUUUGUAACACACCUAGAAGAUCAUAGUACACUUGGGCAAUUUGUUGUCUUAGUCUAGUAUAUGUCAUUUGCCCGUUUCUGUCAAAAUAGUUAGCACAUGUUUUAUGAAGGGCCAGACAGUGAGUAUUUCAGGUUGGGGACUGCUUCUGUGCAGCCUUUGCCACAGAGAAGUGCAUCCUGUAUAGUCAGCAGUCCUCAGCCACUUCUACCACGUCCCCAGUGGACAGUUGUCACUUUAAAGAUGACUGCUGCUUAUGUCUACUGGGCAGAGGCCAGAGAUCCUUCUCUGUGUCCUGGGGUGCACAGCACAGCCCCCAAAACAAAUUAUGUCACACUCUAAAAUGUCAGUGUGUUUCUGGCCAGAACAGAACUGGCUACCACUGUGUAUUAAUAAACCAUUCACAGGAACAACCAGCUCUGGCCACAGUGAGCCGUAGGUGUGCCUUCCCACCCGGUUUUAAGCAGUGUUUAUCUGUAGUACUCGUUUUGUUUCUGAAAUCUUUUACCUCAAGUAGUUUUCCCUAUUUUUAUGGCUUUAAUCUUCUUGACUAAAAAUGCAGAGAAUUGAUUGCCUGUGUGUAAUUGCAGCCUAAUAUUUCUGAAGCACGGGUUGUAUUUGCUUGGUUUGGGUUGAGAUUUUAUAAAAUAAAAUAAAUCACUUCAGAAAA
Grammomys surdaster is the source of this 6927-nucleotide messenger RNA. Its product is annotated as zinc finger protein 568. NCBI's taxonomy places the organism in Eukaryota, Metazoa, Chordata, Mammalia, Rodentia, Muridae. Gene Ontology annotation, biological process: negative regulation of transcription by RNA polymerase II. Bases 254 to 2323 code for a protein of 689 amino acids. The transcript has 9 exons. The record is from RefSeq and is a predicted model, not a curated record. Gene Ontology annotation, molecular function: DNA-binding transcription repressor activity, RNA polymerase II-specific.